AUGGUCAGCACAAGGUCCAUGAGUCUUCGUAACGAGGGAAACAUGGAAAGGGCGCUGGCCAGUGGCAAGGACCGCAUCAGCGCCCUCCCCGAUGAGCUCCUCCAGCAUGUGAUGUCCUUCUUGCUCUCCCGCGACGCCGUGCGCACAUGCUUGCUCGCUAGGCGCUGGAGCAUGCUCUGGAAGUCCGUGCCUGCCCUACGCAUCGUGGAUGACCUUGCGACUGACUCCUACAAGUUCGUGGAUGAGCUGCUGCGCCUCCGUAACCCGGCGCCAUUGAACGUAUGUGACAUCUGUGAUGCGUACGAGGAUUCGGAUACAGAGGAUCGGUUAGCUUUUUGCGAGGAGGCAUCCGAUCGCAUUGCGCCGUGGCUCCGGUAUGCUUUGUUGCAUCAAGUUCGGGUGCUACGAGUCACUGCUCCUGUCUUCCCAACCGACCUGGUUCUCGUCUCUUCACACCUGAAGAGGAUAGAGCUUUGUCACAUGCAGUUUGAAGAGACUCUGGAUCUUUCGAGUUGCCAGGUGUUAGACGUGUUAGAGAUGACAGAUUGUAACAUCUAUGCGAGUAUCUUUUGCCAGUCAUUACGACACCUUAACAUGAAAGGUGGAUGUUUUGACAAUGAAAUCCGCCUUCAUAUUUCUGCCCCAAAUCUCGUUAGCUUGAAACUAGCUCCAGAGUCAGGCUUGACUCCAUUGCUUGAUAGCAUGCCAUCACUGGUAACAGCAUCUGUCGAAUCUUCCGAAGAGGAGUUUCAUCACUGUUUUACUCUACCAUCAUGUGAUGAAGGAUGCACUAGGGAAGAAACAUUUUCUGUGGUUUUGGAAGGCUUGUCUGCUGCUACAAACUUAGAGUUAACAAGUGAUGAUCUGUUAUCUGUUGUCAGAAUGGAUUUGAAGUGGUCCCCCAUGUUUAGCAAACUAAAAACGUUGUUGCUGAAUAAAUGGUGUGUGGCUGGUGAUUUCACUGGAUUGGUUUACUUUCUCCAGCACUCACCAAUUCUAGAGACACUCACGCUACAACUUAAUAUUCCAACUCAUAAGAAACAACGUGUGAAUGAAGCAGAUGAAAGAUAUGCCCCAAAGAAGCAAUCAUUACUACCGAAGCAUCUCAAAAUAGUCAAAAUCAUAUGUGGCAUGAUGAAGGACGAUGCUAGAGUUUACCGUGUUUUGAAGUUGCUUUGUGCUCAUGGAAUGCCUUCUGAGAAAAUUGACAUCCAAUAG
Molecule: messenger RNA, 1218 nt
Organism: Triticum turgidum subsp. durum (durum wheat)
Lineage: Eukaryota; Viridiplantae; Streptophyta; Magnoliopsida; Poales; Poaceae
Source: the annotation of a GenBank genome assembly